AAGUGUAAAUAGUUUCGGUUUCGGAAUGAGGGAUAUUUAAACGCUUGCAGUUUUGGAUUUUAUGUUUUAUGCGCAUGACGAAGUGUAAAUAGUUUCGGUUUCGGAAUGAGGGAUAUUUAAACGCUUGCAGUUUUGGAUUUUAUGUUUUAUGCGAAUAACCGAUGAAACCUGACGCGUUUACAAUUUCGAAAUGGUGUUACUGUAGUUGUGAAUAGAAAAGAGAUAUGGCUUGUGUAGAAAAUAACACAGAAGAUUUUGAAAUACUAAAUGUAGAAGAUAGCAACGAAAACUAUGACGAAGUGGAAGCGGAAGACAGCAUUGAAGACUUCGUGAAGGUAGAAAGAAAGGAGUGCAGCGAGAAUAAUGAAAUAUUGAAAGUAGAAGAUACAAGAGAAAUUCGUGAGAAAUCAGACAGCGUUAAAGAUUAUGAGAAAGCGGAAGUAGAGAAUACUAUUAAAGCCUGUGAAUACUCGAAGAAAUCGGAAAUGGAAUGUUCCAUAGAAGACUAUGAGCAGUCAGAAGUAAAAAAUAGAAGGGAAUGUGAGAAGUUAGAAGUAGAGGAUUUUAUGGAAGACUAUAAACAAUUGGAAGUGAUAGAUAGAAAAGAAGAAGUAGAGGAUUUUAUGGAAGACUAUAAACAAUUGGAAGUGAUAGAUAGAAAAGACUAUGAGAAAUCGGAUUUAGAAGAGAGCAAAAAGUUCUACGAGAAACUGAAAGAUAACAUUCUAAUCAUGAAUAAUAUCGAAGAUGCCUUGCUUAAAUUAUUCGUUUGGAUGGAAAAAGAAUUCAAACACUUAACAGAAAACAAAUACACUGUUCUUGAUUGUAAUAUACUUAACGCUCUACUCGGACAAUUCGUGAAAGAAUACGAAGACUUCAAAUUAAUUCAUGAAAGUUUUGUGGAUAAUUUUGUGGAAAUGAAUAAAUACUCCAUUUAUGAAAAGAAAGAACUGUUUGUUUUUAACUUUUCUUCUGCCAUUGAUAAUUUUAUAUCCUUCAACUCUAUAGAUCAAUCUAUGCACCAAUUUAAACACGCUUUGCAAUUUCCAUACGAAUAUGCAGAAUUCACGAUUUGCUUUUGGAAUUUUAUAGACUAUUUCUUUAGAAUCAAACAGUGUUGUUUGCCCUUUAAGGAGCACUUUAAUGAAGAAAAGAAUUUGAAAAUAGCACUUUGGAAUUGUUGCGGGUUAAAAGACAAAGAAAUUGAAUUUGUAAGAUACAUGAAUCAGGAAGAUUUGGAUAUCUUUCUUCUUCAAGGUACUCAUUUCAAUAAAUUCGAUUAUCCUGGUUACUUCGUGUUCCGAAACCCCGGUGAAAACGUCAUGGCUCUGCUCAGUAAAAAUGUAUGUCGUAAUGCCGAAGAACUCGAGUGUCCUAAUUCAUUUCGUGAUAAAAUUACAAAUUAUCAGAUUUUAAAAUUACAAUUAAAGGAAUACGAAUUGACUAUCGCUAAUAUUUACAAUCCAUACAGUUUGAAUGAGAACUUUGAUAUAACUCGAUUACCGCCAAUUUUAAGUAAAAAUUGUAUAGUCUUAGGAGACUUCAGCGCAUUCUCCAAGAAUUGGGGCGAUUGUUUCACAAAUUCUAUUGGUGAAAACGUGGAAAAAUUUUUACGCAUAUCUGAUUUUCAGUUACUCAACAAGUUUAUUCCAACCUCUGAUGAAAAAUUCGGUAACAGAAUCAUGGAUUUGGCACUGUGUUCGGACUUUCUUCUACCACACAUUACUUGGGAAGUGAAUGAAAGCAAUUUUGCGAAUGGUCGUCGAAUAAUUCGCAUGGAUAUUGACUUGGAAUCGUGAAAUGCUGGAAAUACAAUCGACCUCCAUAACACUGUUGAUAAUUCCGUUUUAUAUGAAUUCCAUGUUGUACAAGUCACUUAAAUUUUACAAAUACGUGUGCUGGGCUGUGAAC
Molecule: messenger RNA, 1911 nt
Organism: Centruroides sculpturatus (bark scorpion)
Lineage: Eukaryota; Metazoa; Arthropoda; Arachnida; Scorpiones; Buthidae
Exons: 3
Coding region: 225-1799 (524 amino acids)
Molecular function (GO): catalytic activity
Source: RefSeq, a predicted model, not a curated record